Molecule: messenger RNA, 8284 nt
Organism: Loxodonta africana (African savanna elephant)
Lineage: Eukaryota; Metazoa; Chordata; Mammalia; Proboscidea; Elephantidae
Gene: ADCYAP1R1
Product: ADCYAP receptor type I
Exons: 16
Coding region: 1271-2764 (497 amino acids)
Biological process (GO): adenylate cyclase-modulating G protein-coupled receptor signaling pathway; cell surface receptor signaling pathway
Cellular component (GO): plasma membrane
Molecular function (GO): vasoactive intestinal polypeptide receptor activity; peptide hormone binding; G protein-coupled peptide receptor activity
Source: RefSeq, a predicted model, not a curated record
UCUGGGUCUUGCAAGUUUUCUGCCUUUAACGGAGUGCAGUCUUACCACUUUCCCAUUGCAUUUUCCUUCUCUGACAGGUUUCCGCCUUACAGAGCUUCUGGCUUUCAUAGAUUUUACUGCAUUUCUUUUUACACACAUGUAAAUAUUUCUCUAGAGUAGACACCUGGAUGUGGGAUCUCUGGAUUGAAGGGUAUAUGCAUUAAUGACUGAGUUCAGGAGCAGGGCAGACUCUUCCCUGGGAAUGUACCCACACUCCCCCAGUCUCCUGCCCUGUGACCAGUCUGGUCGUCACUAACAGUUCCAGCUCUCCAGUCCUCACAGACCCCCCCCAGGCAGUCCUGCGUUUACUUCAUUUUGUACAGCAUGGUGUUAAAGGCUUUCUCUUGCAGGAUGAGUUGGUCGAGGUAGGGUGAAAGGAGGGUGUAUUUGUUAGGCUACAAGGCUAGGCAGCUGUAACGAUGUGGCCCUCUAAUGUGAGUUAAGUCAGAUAUAAGCUUAUCUCUUUCUCACGGAACCAUUUGGACAUGAGGAGGCCAUUCAGGGUGAUGCAACAGCUUGGCUCCAUGAGAUCACUCAGUGUCCUGGUUCCUUUUGAAUGUCACUCCUAUCCCUCAGGUGUAGUCCUUGUCUGCACAGUCACAGCUGGGCCAGCACUUGGGACGGAGGGAGGAGGAAGGAGUAGAAGUGGAGAGCAUGCACUGACCUUAUGAACAUGGGGUGCAGAAGUGGUACCGUCGUUUCCAUCCACGUUCCACGGGUGAGAACUUCAUCACAUGGCUACACCUGAGAGCAAGAGAGUCUGGCAGUCUCUAGGUGGACACACGUGCCCCAGCUGCAACUCUCACUGUGGAGGAAGGGGAGAAUGAACAUAUUGGGGGGAGGACAAUGUAUUUUCUGUAGAGGAGAAAGCCAUUCCAGACUCUUCCACUAGACUGAUGGAGGCUCAGGCUAGCCUUGCUCCCCACUGUAUCCAUGGUGCCCAGCAUAGGGUAGGUGCUCAGCAAGUGUUUGACGUACAGAAGAGUCAAGAACAGCAUGGAUGAAAGCAUGGAGGUGGGAUUACCCUUGGUGGCUGAAAGCCUGGCUGCAGGUAGGGAAGGGGUAAUGAGAAAGGGAGCUGGCUGGAUCCAGGAUGUCUCUGCCCCUCCCUCUUGCACUGGACCCGCAGGAGUCAUGCUUUUCCAUUCUCUCUAACCUAGAGACAUCUGGGGACUGGGCAGCAGCUGCGGGAGUGUGAGACCUGCACCUCCUUUCCUGCCUGAGAAGCACCAUGGCCGCCAGCGUCCUGCAGACCUCUCUGACUGCUCUCUUCUUGCUGCCUGUGGUCACCACCAUGCACUCUGACUGCAUCUUCAAGAAGGAGCAAGCCGUGUGCCUGGAGAAGAUCCAGAGGGCAAAUGACCUGAUGGGCUUGAACGACUCCUCCCCUGGCUGCCCUGGCAUGUGGGACAACAUCACUUGUUGGAAGCCUGCCCGUGUGGGUGAGAUGGUCCUCGUCACCUGCCCUGAACUCUUCCGAAUCUUCAACCCAGACCAAGCUUGGGAGACCGGAACCAUCGGAGAGUUUGACUUCGCUGACAGUAACUCCUUGGAUCUCUCGGACAUGGGGGUGGUGAGCCGGAACUGCACGGAGGACGGCUGGUCUGAGCCCUUCCCUCACUACUUUGAUGCUUGUGGGUUUGAUGAGUAUGAAUCCGAGACUGGGGACCAGGACUACUACUACCUGUCGGUGAAGGCUCUGUACACAGUUGGCUAUAGCACGUCCCUUGUCACCCUCACCACUGCCAUGGUCAUCCUGUGUCGCUUCCGGAAGCUACACUGCACUCGCAACUUCAUCCACAUGAAUCUGUUUGUGUCAUUCAUGCUGAGGGCAAUCUCCGUCUUCAUCAAAGACUGGAUCCUGUAUGCGGAACAGGACAACAAUCACUGCUUCAUUUCCACUGUGGAAUGCAAGGCCGUCAUGAUUUUCUUCCACUACUGCGUGGUGUCCAACUACUUCUGGCUGUUCAUUGAGGGCCUGUACCUCUUCACCCUGCUGGUGGAGACCUUCUUCCCUGAGAGAAGAUACUUCUACUGGUACACCAUUAUUGGCUGGGGGACCCCAACUGUGUGUGUGACAGUGUGGGCUGUGCUGAGGCUCCACUUCGAUGACACGGGCUGCUGGGAUAUGAAUGACAACACGGCUCUGUGGUGGGUGAUCAAAGGCCCUGUGGUUGGCUCGAUAAUGGUUAACUUUGUGCUUUUCAUUGGCAUCAUCGUCAUUCUUGUGCAGAAACUUCAGUCUCCAGACAUGGGAGGCAACGAGUCUAGCAUCUACUUCAGCUGCGUACAGAAAUGCUACUGCAAGCCACAGCGGGCUCAGCAGCACUCUUGCAAGAUGUCAGAACUGUCCACCAUUACUCUACGGCUGGCACGCUCCACCCUGCUGCUCAUUCCGCUGUUUGGAAUCCACUACACGGUCUUUGCCUUCUCCCCAGAGAAUGUCAGCAAGAGGGAGAGACUUGUGUUUGAGCUGGGCCUGGGCUCCUUCCAGGGCUUCGUGGUGGCUGUUCUCUACUGUUUUCUGAAUGGGGAGGUGCAGGCAGAGAUCAAGCGUAAGUGGCGGAGCUGGAAGGUGAACCGCUAUUUCACCACGGACUUCAAACACCGACACCCAUCCCUGGCCAGCAGCGGGGUGAACGGAGGCACCCAGCUCUCCAUCCUGAGCAAGAGCAGCUCCCAGAUCCGCAUGUCAGGCCUUCCGGCCGACAACCUGGCCACCUGAGCCCCGCCCUCCCCUCCUCCUCUCCUCCAUAGCACAGGCUGGGGCUGUGGGCAGGCAGGCGGGUGGCCCACAGCAUGUUUGCCUCUUCUCUCUCCUCGGGUAGGCCCUGGGCUUGAAGCUUGGCUCCCUGUGGGGGGAGGAGGAUGCAGGGUGCAGACUGGUAUUUCACCUCCCCAUUUUUGACACUGGCCCCCACCACCAUGGUCCCCCAGGCCCUGAUCCCAGACAUGUAAAUAUUACUCAGAUUUGGAAAAGUUGCCACAUCCCAUGCCCCUUUGCCCAGUGACCUUGCUCACUUCUGGCCCGCUCCCCAGCUCCACCCCACUGUGUCUCCACCAGCUUCAGUGAUGGUCUGAUCCCGUGUGUGAGGCUUUGUGAGCUGAAGCUAAAGAGAUCUUGCUUUUGGGGGGGCCUGCAGGGCCUGCCUUUGCAGCCCCCAUCACUGUCUGACGCUGGGCGUGGCCUCCGUGUGAGUCGGCUUGCAUCACGGACUGCCCUUCCCAUGACUGGGCCCGGCCCUUGAGCCUGCCAGAGGUGCAGCGUGGUGGCCAGUCCAGAGGCUUCCUGGUGCCCACCCAAUGUCUUGGUGUCCAGGUGCCCAGCUCCUGGAUAUCAGGGCUGUGGAACAGCUCCAGAGCUCUUCCAUUCAGAGGCUUCAGCUUGAGCAGGGGCUCAGGGAAAGCUCUGGUGCUUUUCAUGUGGCCCAAGAAGAAGAUCUGAGAGCCAGAAAUAUGAAUCUGAUGGGAAGGAGAUGGAAGGAGUUUGGGGGAUCAAUGGAAGAAGGCCUUCAUGUCUCUGUCAUUUCACUGCUUCCCUUCCUGCCAAGAUGGCCAGGGAUUCAGCUGGUAGCCACCCUUCUGCUGCUCCCACUCCCAGCAUCGGCUACAGAAGGUGAAAGAUGGUUGCCUCAGAGACGCUGUUCCCCAGUGUGGCUGCCACAGAGGGCCCCUAAGCCUUCCCCCUCCCCAUUUCUCUCAAGUGAAAGCCAUGACUAGGCUGAACCAAUGAACCAGCCGCCUUCCUGUGAUGUUAGCGAAUCCUGAAUUACCUUCCAUGAGCCCAAAUCCAGGGCACCCCCUGCCCCCACCCACCAUGGACAAUGAGAAGCCCCAGCCACCAGCUCCUCCAUCCUGAACUCCACCACUGAACUUCUGAGACCUCUGAAAAGACUGCCCUCUUGUGUACCCUUGACAUUGGAUCACCAGGGGGCUCUAGAAUGUCUGGAGAGGAAGCCAUGCCCACCAUGUUCACUAAGCAGAUGCUGCUAAUGAGUGAGGAAUGGCUGGCUCCCCAGCUGCAAGUUGCAUAGUCACAACCUAAGAAUUUAAAACAAGGCAGGACUAGGUUUGGGGAAGGUAGAGAUGAGGGCUGGAUUUCUAUGGCCCUAUGUGGGCCCAGCUAAUUCCACAUCUGCUCUUGGUGUUGUUACUGUCCAAAUAUGUGUGCGGACUUGUCAUGAUCGUGUUCUGGAGUGUCUGGAAUUUGGGUAGAGGGAGAUGUUGCUUUGCUGUGUUAUAAAGAAGAAGGGGCUAAGGGACAGGUGGAAAUGUUUCUGGAGAGGCCUUCGAUGACUAGUGAAGGGCUUGACUGCUGUGGUUUAAAGAUGAGCCCUUGUCCUUGGCCAGAAAAGUACAGUUGGUUACUGAGUCUUUGACAAAACAGAGGGAGGAAAGGAGCAGUCACCUUUCCUGGGCACAUUUGGUGACUCAGGCUGACCAUGGGGUGCACAGUGGCCAUCUUGCACCUGACUUCAUUACCCCCACCCCACUCUGGGGGCCAUGUGUAUUACCCAAGCAAGCGUCCACUGGCCACCUCACACUUUGGACACCCUUAGGGGCCUGGGCAGCUUGGAGGAAGCCAUGGCCUGGGGUCCAGAGAUCUGGGAUCUGCCCCAGUCAGGCUCAGAUUGCUGUGACUGUGGACACAACACUCCAGCUUGGAGUGUUUCCCCAUUUGUGAGAUGAGGCACUGGCUUCUAAUGCUUCUCCAGGGUCUGUACGUCAGUAAUUGUUCAGUUCAAAGCCAAGGCAGGUGAAAGGGCAUGCAUCAUUGUGUGUAUAAUCCAAAAUCUUGAUAUGUAUAUGUGUGUGUGUUGGGUGGUGCUAUUUAUUUUCCCUUUCUUAGAAAUGGAAACUUUCUCUUCCAUUUGGACACCACAAGGGAAGCUGGUGGAACAGUUUGUGUUCCAGAGGGAAGGACCAGGCCGUGGAUGUUUGAACAGGUGCCUUGAUCAUGACGUUCAGACCCAGCCGUACACUGGGCCGUGGUGGAGCUCCACGACAGUUGGGCAGUAGGAGGUUGAAGGAGCAGUCAAAUGGUUCCUUCGUCACUGCCGCCAUAAGCAGGUUUGCUUCACAUGGAAGAAGAACCCUUGACUUUAUAGAUGCAUCAUCACAAAAUAGCAAAAACACAAGCUUGACCCCCACAGCCUGUGUUGCUGCCUGAUCCCUGAGCCUGCAUCCUCACAGAGGUUCCGGUUCCUGUUGGUGUGUUUUUCUGUGUGUGUGAAUUACUGCCAGCCGUGUGAGCAGAUGUGCCUGGUGUGUUCUGAAUGUUCCAGGGGUUUAGGCAGGUGGCCUUCAGGGUCACAGGCAGUGUGGGGACAGCAUGAGGUUUAGGUAAGACCCUGCCCUUUCUGACCCUCUGUCUCCAAAUUUGUAAAAUGGGCAAAAAGACUAGAUGGUUUGUACAGCCCAUUGCAUCUUUGAAGCUGUCUGUCUAAAUACCAGCCAUUGACACAGAAUAGGUCCCAGGUAGGACUGAUGUGUUUGCCUGGAACAAAACUCAUGUCUUGUGACAAAGAGUUGAGGGACUUGGAAAUGUUUAGGCUGGAGAGGAGCAGACCUAGAGCUGCCUGACUCCGUGUCUCUAGAGGAUCAUUACUGCAAAGGGGGUUAGUUUUGUUCUAUGUAAUCCUAAAGAACAAAGUGCAGACCCAUGAGAGGCUGAAUGCUGCUUGGGACAAAGACAUUUCUCAACCAUGUCACAACUAUCCAGCCAUGGAAGUAUCUAGAGAAUGACUCUAGGCCAGUGGAGAUGGGAUUCCAAGUCAGGGAUACUGAGGCCAUCAGGGAGCCCAGGAUAGGGUCAGAAUGUGGGACUGAGGUGCUUCUGUGGCUUUCUGGUGGUCCCCAACACUGGGGGCUUCAUGAGUCCCCACCAUGCUUAAGGCCAGCCACAUUCUCUGUCUCGAUGGGCAUCUCUGUGGCCCCUUUGAAACUAGGCCAAGGAUCUAGAGUGAUUCCUUCUCUAAAAAUCUCUGAACUGGGUUCUCUGGGGAAUAGAGCCUGGCUCAAGGCUUGAAAUAUCUUGAAAUAUACCCUGCAUCCAUCAUCACCCACCAAAGCCACUGGCUCACCUCCUUGCUCAGACUUUCUAAGUCCCAGCAAGGGAACUGGAAGAGACUUUGUUUGGAAUUCUGUGAUUAUCCAUUCCCCCUUCACGGCCACUCCAAAGUGAAAGCAGUGAGUAAUUUGUCACCAUAAAUUCCUACUUUAGCACAGGCACUGUGAGAGCUGGUUGGAAGAGCUCUGAGCAGGGACUGGGGGACCUGGGCUUUUCCCAGCUUUGCCACCGACCUGCUGUUUGACUCAGUCCCCAUAUAGAUUUGGGGAGACUCACAGAAUAUUAGAGCUGGGAGAAAACUUGUAGGCCUUCAGAUCAAACUUCCCCAUUGGGUGGAUGAGAAAACACUUAACAGGAGAGCCUAGCAUGGAGCUUGGUGUUCAGUAUGUUUUAUAAUGGCCCACAGAUACUUGCACAGCCUUGCACAUGAGCCAGAAUAACACACUCAAUACAGCAUCCAAUAAACAUUGAGCCUUGCACAAGAGAAGGGCUCCAGCUACCAAGUGUUUGUUCAGGAUUCUGGGUGCAGGAAAGGCAAUGGAGCCAGCGUGGUUUGGGGAGGCCUGCUUUCUAACUCAGGCUUCACCACCUGUUGGAAUCCAAGGCUUAACCUCUCUGGGCCUCGGCUUCCUAAUCUGAGAAACAAGGACAAGAUUCAUAUGGUCUGCCUCACAGGCCAGGGAUGAGGUUCAGUCAACAUCCCCAUGUGUAUAAAAGUGCUUUGGAAACCAUACACAGGUGUGGGCUGGUUACUGGGGUGAAGGUGCCCCACCAAAGAGUCCCUUAGCUGUUUAUCUACUGCUUUGAGCCCUCCCAGAUUAAACUUUGCCGCAUUUGUAAAACCACCAGCAUCAGGGACAAGGGGAGGCCAGGAGGCUCUGGCAGACACAGAAUUCUAGUAUUAUCUUUUUCAGCUGUGUGAGCUUGCUCUUGGGAUUAGGAUGGGGAGACUUCCAUGUGGGCGAUUCAGCAUUUCUAUGUGAUCCCGUGAGAAUCUUUCAAGGAUUUGGAACAUCUCUCAAGUGGGCUGGGAUCCAUUCCUUCUUUCCUUGAACUUGACGUCUGGCAUGCGUGUCUUGUCUGAUGUCUGUCUUCUGUGGCUUUGCUCCUGUGAGGGCUUGAGUGGUGCAGCCCCUGGCAUCCCAGACAUGGCUCCAAGCUCACUUGUGGGAGCUGGACCAGCCUGGGUUUCAUCUCCCACGAUCAAGAUAAGCCCCACAGACCUCACUGCUGUUGCUGCUGCCAUUAAUGCUGUGCUCACAACCUGAUCCAGAAUCUUAAGGAUGUCAAACUGCUGUAGAUGAUUCAAUAAAUGUCUUAUCAUUUUUCCUGUUGGCUUGAUAGAAGUGGAUGGGCAGGGAGGAGAGGUGGCAGAAGGGAUGGGGCUCCUCCCAAAUCUAAUCACUCCAGAGUGAUUUCAUCUCCAAGCUUCUGUGGCCUUUUAGAUUGAUAAGACAAGGAGGAUGGGCUUGGAAAAGUAAAAGAGCCUUGACCUCAAAAGUACCUGCAAGGAUCAUGCAACUUGAAUUGAAUCAAGGUCAUUUGGAGGCCUUGGAUUCCUAGAAAUGGAAGAAGCCAACUCCACAGACUUUGAUGCCUCUUGGCCUUCAUAUUGUUCAGUGGGAAUGACCACUGGAUCUCCCUAAGCCUGCCUGCAAUGGGCAUUUUAUUCCAGCUAACUCUAGGUGUGUCAUGGGCUGCCAGAAUCCCAUCCCCUAAUGCUGCUGGAUAUUCAGAGCCACUAGGACCUUCUGGAACAGGUAACCAGUUCUAGGUAACCCUCACUUCCUUGAGGUUCUUUCAAUUGCCACAUACUCCGAUACCCAUGUUUAUAUUAGUCAAAAUUUUUAGUGGUUAGCAGCAGAAGUUAAUUGUGGCUGAAAAGGAGUUAGUUAUGAAAGGGAUGCUGGACAGCUUGAAAAUUGUCUCAAGGCUGAAGAAACCAGAAGAGGUGUCCCAAACCAUAUCAUGCCAAAAAGCCAAGGAAGAAACUGCUGACACAGCUGCUGCUACCAGCCAGAUGGUGUCUCCUGUGCCAGGGAGCCAACCUCAUAAUCGCCACUAUCUCUGAAAGCAGGAAGCUCUGCUGCCAUUCUCACCAGCACGUUAGAUUCCACAUAUAACUUCUUUCCUCAACGUUGUUCACUCCUGAAUCAAGUCUCACAUGACUCCAUU